Messenger RNA from Melanaphis sacchari, 2790 nucleotides. RefSeq names its product protein roadkill (gene rdx). The transcript is spliced from 9 exons. NCBI's taxonomy places the organism in Eukaryota, Metazoa, Arthropoda, Insecta, Hemiptera, Aphididae. The record is from RefSeq and is a predicted model, not a curated record. Gene Ontology annotation, cellular component: nucleus; cytoplasm. Gene Ontology annotation, molecular function: ubiquitin protein ligase binding. Bases 146 to 1447 code for a protein of 433 amino acids. Gene Ontology annotation, biological process: regulation of proteolysis; proteasome-mediated ubiquitin-dependent protein catabolic process.
AAUGUUAAGUUUUUGAUUUUAACUUAAAAAGUGAAAAAAUAUAGUGCAAUAUUCUCGAUUUUUUAUAUAAGUAGGUAAAGUGGCUGUGCCAAAAGUGGAUUACUCAAAAGUUAAAUUGAACAUAAACAUUGAUACAUGUUUUAGGAUGGCUCUAGCAAGGCUGCCAGUGGUGAGUGAGUGCUCGCCGCAGCAGACAGCCAGAGUGUCGGUGGCAGCGGGCUCGUCGGGAUCGGUGAACGCGGCCGCUUCAGCUGCCGCGGCCGCGGCGGCCGCCGUCGUGGCCGGUGCACCAAGUAGUAGCACCAUGUCCGUAUCUCGGGUACCUAGCCCGCCUCCUUCGUCCGAGGCGAACACACCCGUGGCGGAGAACUGGUGCUAUACACAAGUGAAAGUUGUUAAGUUCAGUUACAUGUGGACCAUUAAUAAUUUCAGUUUUUGUCGAGAAGAAAUGGGCGAAGUUUUAAAAUCAUCUACAUUCUCCGCCGGAGUAAACGACAAACUGAAAUGGUGUUUGCGAGUGAAUCCUAAAGGCUUAGACGAGGAGAGCAAAGACUAUUUGUCUUUGUAUUUACUACUAGUCUCGUGCAACAAGACUGAGGUUAGAGCGAAAUUCAAAUUUUCAAUUUUAAAUGCCAAACGCGAAGAAACUAAGGCUAUGGAGAGUCAAAGGGCCUACAGAUUCGUUCAAGGAAAGGACUGGGGGUUCAAAAAAUUCAUUAGGCGUGAUUUUCUAUUAGACGAAGCUAAUGGCCUUUUACCUGACGAUAAGCUUACCAUAUUUUGCGAGAUGGCUCGUUUGCAGGUAAGCGUCGUUGCUGACAGUGUCAACAUAUCCGGUCAGUCAAAUUCAGUUCAAUUUAAAGUACCUGAAUGCCGUCUGCCCGACGACCUAGGAAAUUUAUUUGAAAUACAAAAAUUUAGUGAUGUAACGCUUUCGGUUAGUGGGCGAGAAUUCCAAGCACACAAAGCUAUACUUGCUGCAAGAAGUCCCGUGUUCGCCGCCAUGUUUGAGCACGAGAUGGAAGAACGUAAACAAAACCGUGUCGCCAUUACCGACGUAGAUCACGAAGUCCUCAGAGAAAUGCUUCGGUUUAUCUACACCGGUAGGGCAGCGAAUUUAGAGAGAAUGGCGGAUGAUUUGUUAGCAGCUGCCGACAAGUACGCACUAGAGAGGCUGAAAGUCAUGUGCGAAGAAGCGCUGUGUAACAAUUUGUCAAUCGACAACGCGGCUGAUAUAUUAAUAUUGGCCGAUCUACACAGUGCCGACCAACUGAAAGUACAAACAAUCGAGUUUAUUAACACCCAUGCGACCGAUGUGAUGGAUACUACUGGCUGGAAAACCAUGAUACAGUCGCACCCACACCUAAUAGCUGAAGCGUUUCGUGCGCUAGCCACACAGCAAAUACCGCCAAUUGGACCGCCCCGAAAGCGUGUCAAACAAAGCUGAAACGGACCGUCCACAGCGGCGAUGCAGACUUACGAUCUCACCAGCCCACCACCCCCACCCAUCAACUCUUCCAGGGCACACAUUUUGUAAAUUUAUAUAAUUUUUUUUUUAUUAUUCACAAAAUUGUAAGUUUUAAUUUCUUUUUUUUUUGUACAUAAAUAUGUUAUUUCUAAAAAUAAGAAAAUUCCUAAAAUGCAAGUAGCUUGUUUGCUGAUAACGCGUUUGGACAUGUUUGUAUUCUCACAAUAUAUUGUAAAAAAUAAAAAAUAAAAAUCGCUAACGGCAACCGUCGUCGGAAUGGCACAUGUGAUAUGAGUGAUAUUUGCAGCCUAACCUCGUAUAAUUUUUUUUUUUUAAUAUGUUACAUUAUAUUAUACAUUCAUUAUAAUACAAGUACUAUUAUUUUAGUUAGUUCCAUUAUUAUUGUUACUAAUAAUAAUAUAUAGGUUGAAUUGCAUAAAUCUAUAAGAGCACACAAUUUUAAUGGUCCAUUGAAUUGUUUAAUUACUUGUUUUCCAUUUAUCAAAGGGGUUCCUAAAUUGUUUUGAAUCUAUUUUAUGCAACUCAGCCAUUAGAUUUAUAAUAAACAUUAUUUCAUAAUAAUUAGCAUUAAAAAACGAUCAUUGAUGUUAACUAUAUAAACUAGGUCUCGUUAUGAAAUUUUUCGUUGAAACCGAUUAAAAUGGAUUCUUAUAUUGUAAAGUAAACUAUUCGGACAGUUUACUGUUUCCAUUGUACUCGGUUUUUAAUUUCUAACUUAUUCUUUUUUUUCUUUUGUGUGUGUUCAUAAAAUAACAUAAUUUAGAUGUAAAUACUUAAUAAUUUGUAAGACCGUCUGUGAAAAGAGACUGAAGAAAUUUUCUUUGAAUAUAUACCUCAGUUCGUAAAUUAAUCAAUGCGUCCAUUCAGUCGCUUUUAUGAUUAUUCAAACUAUUUGAGGAUACAAUAAUUUUAAUUUACUUAUUUUAUAAUCUAUUUUCUAAAAUAAUGAUAAUUAUUAUUAUUGUAUUACUCUAAGUUUGUUUGGUAUUGUUGUAAUUAGUUGACCAAGUUUCUGUUCCUUGUAAUUGUAAAUAAGAAUUUUUAGUCUCUUUUCUCAGCGUACUCUUUUCUUUUAUUAUAAUUUGUUUUUCCUUGGUCACAGUACAGGAAAACAAUAAACUCAAGCCUUUCCAUGUUUAUUUUCCGAAUUCAUUUUACUCGUGUGAUUCGCUUGUUGUGUGUUUACCUGUUGUAUGAUAUCUACGUCAUUGGAUUACAUAGUUAUGAUAUUGUGAAUAAUUUUAGACUAUAGACUCAAAGUAUUGUUUUUUCGAAAUAAAAACGCUCGUCUUUCAAUCCUA